AUGCACUGCAGCAAUACGACAAUUAGCAUAUGUACUUCAGCUGACCAAGUUGACGAAUAUCUGAAGUUGGGUGCAAGUACGGCAAGAGAAUGUCUUACCUACUUUGUUAACGGGGUGACAGCUCAAUUCUCGAACGAUUACCUAAGAAGGCCCACGGAUGAAGAUCUUCACCGUCUUCUAAGUGAAGGAGAACGUCGUGGAUUUCCUGGGAUGAUAGGAAGCAUUGAUUGCAUGCAUUGGCAGUGGAAGAAUUGUCCAGUUGGAUGGAAAGGAAUGUACCAAGGUAGAUCUCGAACAGCUACUAUCAUUUUAGAAGUCGUUGCUUCUAGAGAUCUUUGGAUUUGGCAUGCAUUUUUUGGGAUACCUGGGUCGUGCAACGAUAUCAACGUACUACAACGUUCUCCUGUGUUUGAUGAUAUUCUUAAUGGUCGAGCUCCAAACGUCACUUAUACAGUCAAUGGAAACACCUAUCAUAUGGCAUACUAUCUCACGGACGGGAUAUAUCCAAAGUGGGCAGCAUUUGUUGAUGCCAUAACCGCUCCUCAAACUCCUAAACAAACGAUGUUCACCCAGCGACAAGAGAGUGCUAGAAAAGAUGUGGAGCGUGCCUUUGGGUGUUACAAGCUCGAUUUGCAAUAUACGUCAACCAGCACUAGCAUGGAGUAUCGACCUACUAUGGAAAAUCAUUAUGACAUGUAUUAUCAUGCAUAA
This is a messenger RNA of Beta vulgaris subsp. vulgaris (sugar beet), 711 nucleotides long. RefSeq lists its product as uncharacterized. Bases 1 to 711 code for a protein of 236 amino acids. The transcript has a single exon. Lineage: Eukaryota; Viridiplantae; Streptophyta; Magnoliopsida; Caryophyllales; Amaranthaceae. The record is from RefSeq and is a predicted model, not a curated record.